Messenger RNA from Mangifera indica (mango), 2561 nucleotides. Its product is annotated as 26S rRNA (cytosine-C(5))-methyltransferase NOP2B-like. The coding region runs from base 158 to 2053 and encodes 631 amino acids. The record is from RefSeq and is a predicted model, not a curated record. Gene Ontology annotation, cellular component: nucleolus. NCBI's taxonomy places the organism in Eukaryota, Viridiplantae, Streptophyta, Magnoliopsida, Sapindales, Anacardiaceae. The transcript is spliced from 18 exons. Gene Ontology annotation, molecular function: RNA binding; rRNA (cytosine-C5-)-methyltransferase activity. Gene Ontology annotation, biological process: rRNA base methylation; maturation of LSU-rRNA.
UACGAUUUGGCCCAAUUCAAGGCCCGGCUGUUUAAUACUACUGUCCUCAAUUCGCACUUUCUUCUUCCAGUCCCUCUCCUUCCGUCUGUUAAACCCUAAACCCUAGCCGUCCACGAAGAGGAAGCAGACUUUUUCUCCUUCAACUAAUUCAACUUUAAUGGCGCCUACUGCCCUUAGAAAGAAAAAGGGUCCAAAAGCACAGAAGCCUCCACCAAAAAAGAAGCAAAAGAAGAACAAUCUGUUCACUGCAAAACGUUCGAAAAAGGAAGAUAUUUCUGAUGAUUUGAAUUCUGAUAUUUCAAAUGAAGAAGUAAAAGACCCUCAAGAAUUUGAACAGGAAGAGCAAGACUCUGAUUCAGAAGCUGGUUCAGAAUUAUUUUCUGAUGGAGAUGAUCCCCUUGUUGAUGAUUUCCUUCAAGGAAGUGAAGAUGAAGGCAAAGGUUUGGGUUCAGGUUCUGACUCUGGCUCAGAUUCAGAUUCGGAUUCAGAUGAUGAAUCUGAUAUUGAAAAGAAGUCAAGAGCUAUUGAUGAAGCUCGAGCAAGGGAAGAACAAGAAGCUCUUGAAGAAAUGCAGCUCAACAUUAAAGAAGAGUCUGAUGAAUUCAGAUUGCCAACCAAGGAGGAACUUGAGGAAGAAAAACAGCGACCUCCUGAUCUUUCGAGUCUUCAGAGAAGGAUUAAAGAGAUUGUUCGAGUGCUUUCAAAUUUUAAGGACUUGUGUCAAAAGGGAAGAACUAGGAAAGAAUAUGUUCAACAGCUUAAACUGGAUCUGGGUUCAUACUAUGGUUACAAUGAAUUUCUAAUUGGGGUUUUGGUGGAGAUGUUUCCACCUGUUGAACUUAUGGAACUUAUCGAAGCCUUUGAAAAGCCUCGACCUAUAUGCUUAAGAACUAACACAUUGAAGACUCGAAGGCGGGAUUUGGCUGAUGUUCUCAUAAACAGAGGAGUAAAUUUAGAUCCAUUAAGCAAGUGGUCAAAAGUAGGGUUGGUAGUCUAUGAUUCUCAAGUGCCGAUUGGUGCAACUCCUGAAUAUAUGGCAGGUUAUUACAUGCUACAAAGUGCAAGUUCUUUUCUGCCGGUAAUGGCUCUUGCUCCCCAAGAAAAUGAGCGAGUUGUUGAUAUGGCGGCUGCACCUGGUGGUAAAACAACAUACAUUGCUGCUCUUAUGAAAAAUACUGGUCUAAUCUAUGCAAAUGAGAUGAAAGAACCAAGGCUUAAGUCUCUGACUGCAAAUUUACAUCGUAUGGGGGUGACAAAUACUGUAGUUUGCAACUAUGAUGGGAAGGAGCUACCUAAGGUUUUGGGUGUCAACACCGUCGAUAGAGUAUUGUUGGAUGCUCCUUGCAGUGGGACUGGGGUUAUAUCUAAGGAUGAAUCUGUUAAAACCUCUAAAAGCCUGGAUGAUAUUCAGAAAAUUUCUCAUUUGCAGAAGCAAUUAAUACUGGCUGCAAUUGACAUGGUGGAUGCUAAUUCCAAAUCUGGGGGUUAUGUUGUUUACUCCACUUGCUCCAUAAUGGUUCCUGAGAAUGAAGCUGUUAUAGACUAUGCACUGAAAAAGAGGGAUGUCAAACUUGUACCAUGUGGACUUGACUUUGGACGUCCAGGAUUUGUUCGCUUUAGGGAGCACCGGUUUCAUCCUUCCUUGGAAAAGACAAGGCGAUUUUAUCCUCAUGUUCACAAUAUGGAUGGUUUUUUUGUAGCCAAGUUCAAGAAAAUGAGCAAUUCUAAGUCAACUCCUGUAGCUUCUGAACCUGUAGAAUCCAUUGAACAAGCUUCCGCUUCAAAUGAGAACGAUGGUGAAAAGAACACUGAACAGCCCUUGAAGGAAGAAGGCACUAGAGAUGCUAAAGGCAAUAAAGAAGCUAAGGAUGCAAAGAAAAAGAAACGAAGGUUAGAUGAAAACGGAAAUGGAGAGUCCCAAUCCAGUCCACACAAAAGGAAGAAAAGGAAAUUCCCAUCUAGAGAGGAAAUCUCAAAAGUCAGAGAAGAGAAGAGAGACGUAUUGAGGAAAAAGAAGGCUGGUAACAAGAAGGAAGGUGGUGAUAGCAAAUGAUCAGUUGAUGACAACACAGGAUGGUGGUUUGCGAAUCAGUAACACUAUGAUUCAUUUCUGAUGGGAGCAAGGAACAACCAGGCCGGAAUGUGACGUCUAACAGCGGCAAAGUAAACAGGCAUCUAACCAUAUUGUCAAACAGUAUUUAAGGAAUCAAUCAGAAGCUCAAGAUUCUGUAACCCUUUGCUUCAAAGUAUCCAGUUUUGAGUAUCUAUGGUAUUUGAUUUUUGUUUAGUUAUGGGUGGAAGAGAAACACUCAUCUUAUGAUAUGACUUUGGGGCUGUACUGGGCCAAAAAAUUUUGUCAUCUCACAAUGUCAAAAUUCAAAAUUGUGCCAUUAUUAUUAUAUAAUCGGUUGUUGUAAGUGGCAUUGUUCAUAUCUGGGGUUGAUUUGCAUACACUCAUUUCUCUCCCACAAGAACUAUUCUGUGCUUUUGUCAUGCCAAUCUAGACCUGUUUUCAGGAGCGUUUUAGAUUUGAUUGAAAUUAAUUUGAAUUUGAAUGAUCA